GGAAGGGUCAUUACGUCACUGUAGCACAUGAACACACAUUGGUGCCAAGUGUCAACGGGAGUUUUUCCCCACCAAAGUCAAGAGAAUUUAAUAAUCAGGAGGGCUAACGUUAGCCAGAUCUCUCGAUAAUGUUUACUAUUGUUGUCAGAAGGUGGCGCUAAUCGCCAAAUUUUAUAUGCCUCUAUAAAUCUGGACCCUUAUCACUUAGCGGUACUUGUUAUUUUGAAUUAACUAAGUUAGCAUUUACACUUUGUUUAGCUAACGUUAGUGAGCAGUAUCUCUGAGUCGUCCUACAUUCAUUUGGAGAUAAAAACCGUUAACGUUAGUAAUAAAUAAUCCUCCUGAAGGUGUAAAAGACAGGGUUUGAAGAUUGCUUUAUUUUUACAGUCAGGGAGCUGCGGUGUUGGGAGAUGUCCCAGGUCCCUGGUCGUGAUCCGGCCUUCAUGGAGGCUAUCAACGAAAACAUGCGUGUCCCGGAACACCUGAGCAUCAGCCCAAGGCAGCAGUGGCAGGAGGAGGAGGAAAGAGAGGAGGCCACGAGGAGGCCAGAAGGGCCUCCCCCCGCAUACACCAUGCAGGUCCCUGAUAGGCUGACAUAUGCAGAAGCCCCUGAUAUGAGCCCCAGACCUCCGUUCACCUCGUCCAAACUGACUAUCUGCGGCCCUCUUGGUCUGGAACCGUGCUGGGAGAGUCCAUCUGGAGAGGUCUUCUACAGAGAAGCGCAGCAGAGUCCCAUACGGAGAACCUACAGUGACCAAAGCUUGCCGCCUACCACACCAACCCAGCUGAAAAAGGCACCGGCACUGCCCAGACAUCCAUACCCUCCAAGUUCAGGCCGUCCCCUCCACCAGCACUCCACUGCUUCUCUUUCCGCCCAGACCACCGACCCUCAGGCCCAGGCCCAGCCUCUCCCUGCCACCUCCCUCAGCCUCCUGUUUCCACAGUCCAUUCUGCAGGCAGCCAAGCAUUUGGGCCUGCAGGCAUCACAGCGCGUCCUGCAGACGGUCAGCCAGAAAUACAGGAAUCAAGAGAAGCCGCCACCAGCAAGAGUUAUGACCGAGGUGCCUUCUGCAGCACAUGUGGAGCACAGCAAGAAAAGGGCAAUGGAGAACUGGAGCCCACAAGAAGAGGGAGGAGCUGCAGUUGAGUUCAUCAUCCUCAGGAGACAGGUGAUGAAAAUGAGUCGCCGGCUGGCAGCACUUGAGAGGCACAACACUGAGCGGAGGAAUACCGAAGUCGUCCUGUUCUCGCUGCUUUUCUCCGCCUGCCUGCUCAACGUCUGGCUGUGGAUCCGCAGAUAACACACACUCACUGACAUACACACAUAUACAUGUACACACAUUUGUUUGACUAAACUUGUAAGGACCCACAUUCAUUUCCUCAAGGAAAUUUGAUUGAUAUUCUAGAUUGCUAAAACCUUUUCUGAACAACUGCUGAAAUUCAACCAUAAACAUCAGACUUUUUGUUUGUCACUCAGAAUCAAAGAUCAAGGGCCUCUUUAUACAUCCGACAGACGAUAAUCAUACAGGGAGAAAUUAAUUGUAGAAGUGGUACAGAGACCAAUUUACAGUAACAGGAAAUAGACCAGAAUGCAAUGCAGCUAAAAGUUAAAAAUAUCACUUUACUUUUGGCACAAUCUCUCUGCCAUGAUUGUGCUGAAGAUUUUCUAACAAAUGUCUUGAGUAAUUCACCCUCCACAACAGCAGGUGGAGCUAUGCGUCAAUUUAAACUCGCCGGGAGGUUGAGCAGAGCAGAUUGAACAGCCACUGUGGUGGGGAGGAUUACAGUGUUCUGUCUAGCUGUCCGAGACAUGAGCGCUGCAGUACCUGCAGAUAAUAUUUGGAGACUGCCGUGUUUAAUUUUUGUCUGCAGUGCACAUUUGAUUGAAGACAAACCCUCAUACAAGAGCUUCAUCUCAACCAGAGUUUAAAUAUUAGUCAUGUCAGUCACUGGCUGAGUUUGGAUAUUUAUUUGUUAUUUGUUAAAUCUGUGUCAUUAUUGCUGAAUGUUUAUUUAAUAAAAGUAGAUUAUAUAUUUAAA
Molecule: messenger RNA, 2040 nt
Organism: Siniperca chuatsi (mandarin fish)
Lineage: Eukaryota; Metazoa; Chordata; Actinopteri; Centrarchiformes; Sinipercidae
Product: mitochondrial fission factor
Exons: 8
Coding region: 411-1301 (296 amino acids)
Biological process (GO): positive regulation of mitochondrial fission
Cellular component (GO): peroxisome; mitochondrial outer membrane
Source: RefSeq, a predicted model, not a curated record